AUGAAAAGUUGUGUACACUUCGUAUCUCAGCACCGGAGGGCACCGGAGAGAGAGUGUCCACAGACUGAUGGAACAUCCGUGGCAACGUGCCAAAAUGGUCAAUGGCAGCCACCCACAAUGGGAACGUGCACGAAUAACAACAGCAACGGCCUCGGCUCGCCUAUGAACACCGGCCUCGGCUCUAGCGGCUCUUCAAACGUGGUUCCUGGCUUGUCAGGCUCACUACCCUGUCCCCUGGGUGUUGUUCCACCGCUGAAUGGCAAUGUUGUAUAUAGCUCAACACCACCAUAUUCGCAAGGAACGACAGCCACCUUAACGUGCAAUGCCGGAUUCGUCGUAAAGGGACAAAGUACGGUAUCGUGUCAGAACGGACUCUUUGGCGUUCUGGGAACGUGCGAAAAAGUUUCCGUUUAG
This is a messenger RNA of Cooperia oncophora, 414 nucleotides long. The record is from the annotation of a GenBank genome assembly. NCBI's taxonomy places the organism in Eukaryota, Metazoa, Nematoda, Chromadorea, Rhabditida, Trichostrongylidae.